AUGGGCAAGAAGAGCAAGCAGGCUGAGGUCGAUGUCGGCGCGGCACAACAUUCUGGCGACUUCCGCCUGAAGCCCAGCAGCGAAGGGCCCAAGCUCGACACCUCGCAAUGGCCGCUCCUACUCAAGAAUUUCGACAAGAUGAACGUCCGGUCGGGCCAUUACACGCCGCUGCCCGAGGGAUGCUCGCCGCUGAAGCGUGACAUCAAAAACUACAUCUCGUCGGGCUUCUUCAACCUCGACAAGCCGGCCAACCCGUCUUCGCACGAGGUCGUAGCCUGGAUCAAGCGCAUUCUGCGAUGCGAGAAGACUGGUCACUCGGGCACGCUGGAUCCCAAGGUAUCUGGCUGCCUGAUUGUCUGCAUCGACCGAACGACGAGACUGGCCAAGUCGCAGCAAGGUGCCGGCAAGGAGUACAUGGCCAUCUUCAAACUGCACAACCCCGUCGAGUCGGAGAAGAAGAUCCGUCAAGGUCUCGAAAAACUCACCGGCGCUCUCUUCCAACGCCCACCACUGAUCUCGGCCGUCAAGCGACAGCUCCGCGUGCGAACCGUCUAUGAGAACAAGCUCGUCGAGUACGACCCAGAGCAACAGAUGGGAAUCGCCUGGUUCAAGUGCGAAUCCGGUACCUACGUGCGUACCCUCUGCGUGCAUCUCGGAAUUCUGCUCGGCACUGGCGGACAGAUGGCUGAGCUGCGCAGAAACCGCUCCGGCAUCACCGACGAGCACGACCAGCUCGUCUCGAUGCAUGACAUUUUGGAUGCUCAAUACGUGCUCGACCACCACAAGGACGAGACGUACAUGCGCACAGUAGUUCGGCCACUGGAGGCGCUGCUCGUCGCCCACAAGCGCAUCAUCGUCAAGGACUCGUCGGUGAACGCGAUCUGCUACGGCGCAAAGAUCUUGGUGCCCGGAGUCCUUCGCUAUGACGAUGGAAUCGAGCUGAACCAGGAGAUCGUCAUCGUCACCACGAAGGGUGAGGCUGUCUGCUUGGCCAUCGCCAUGAUGACCACCUCUACGAUCGCCUCCGUUGACCAUGGUGUCGUCGCCAAGAUCAAGCGCGUCAUCAUGGAGCGUGACACCUACGGCCGGAAGUGGGGUCUCGGCCCGAUGGCUCUCAAGAAGAAGAAGAUGGUCGAGCAGGGCCUCGUCAAGAAGUUCUCCAACAACGACAAGUUGUACGAGGACGUCGAGACGGAGCAGUCCGAGAAGCCGAAGAAGGUCAAGGAGGAGCCCAAGGACAACGGCACCCCGAAGGCCAAGCGCCCGAAGAAGGAGGAGACGUCGUCGGAGGACUCGGACUCGGAA
Molecule: messenger RNA, 1305 nt
Organism: Mesorhabditis spiculigera
Lineage: Eukaryota; Metazoa; Nematoda; Chromadorea; Rhabditida; Rhabditidae
Source: the annotation of a GenBank genome assembly